Messenger RNA from Peronospora matthiolae, 342 nucleotides. The record is from the annotation of a GenBank genome assembly. Lineage: Eukaryota; Oomycota; Peronosporomycetes; Peronosporales; Peronosporaceae.
AUGCUGUCUGCUGGGCCCUGCCCCCAAGUUGAUGAUUUCACACCCGGCAGGGUGGGUAGCAUGCUGCCCGCGAGUGAUGCACAGGCUCCCGCCACGACCGCUGCCGUCCCUAUGGAGGUUGACCAGUGCGCGAUGCGUCAGGCAGCAAGCCACACUCCGCCGUCUCCCCCUCUCGUGCUCCGCCUCGGCGGCAAGCGUCGCCGCUUGAGCGAUGACGGCGACGACGACCCGCGCGAGCAAGACGAGCAACUGCUGCUCGAGGACGUUGAGGCCGGCCCUCAGAACUUAGCCCUUUGGCCAUCCACGGCCAGCGCACUCCCGUCCUCCGUCCUGUCCGCGUAG